GAAGUCUCUCUGCAGGACAUUGAGAGAUAUCACCUGUAGUUAAUCAACAAUGUCUUCAGUUCAGCAUUUGCGAGAGUUAAUGAACGAGAGACUAACUGCUGCUGCUGAAGAAAUAUUCAGAGUUUUUCACAAAACUAUCAUCGAGUAUGAAGAAGAGAUCGACCGUCAGCGCAGACUGUUGGAUAUCGUUUGGAAACCUGAAAUAAACCUACACAAGAUAGAGCUCCCCCAGCAAUAUGUCUGUAAGGAGGAGGAGGAGGAGUUUCUCGAUGACCAGCAGCUUUGCAACCAGGAGAGAAACUCCAGUUUGGACCAAGAGGACCCAGAGCCUCCACAGAUUAAAGAGGAAGAGGAAGAGGAGGAGCUCUGCACCAGUUUGGAGGUAGAACAGCUGAUACUGAAGCAGGAGACUGAAACCUUUCUGUUGACUCCUACUUAUGAGGAAAAUGAAUACCAGACGCAGGACUUGAGCCCUGAUAAAACUUGGAGCUUGUCAGUUCAAAGCUCUGAGGUACCAGAACCAAACAUUGAUGACCAGCUCCUCUCCCAUAAUUCUCAUGUGGCUGAGAGCCAAGAUCACAAAGGAGACGAACAAGGAGACUCAGGAUCAAUUAGAAAUGUAGAGCCAGAACGAAUGAGGCAUCACGGGGGCCAAAAUCGCACUUACUAUGAAGACAGUUCUGCCACAUUAAAGACUCAUAGUAAUACUUUUACAGGGAAACAGUGUUUUAAAUGUGGCACUUGUGGGAAAAGGUUUGACUACAAGUCCAAAUUGCAUACACAUCUGAGAGUCCACACAGGUGAGAAGCCCUACCCAUGUAACACUUGUGAGAAAAGAUUCUCUGAGCUAGGUGCACUAAAAGUACAUAUGAGAAUCCACACAGGGGAGAAGCCAUACUCAUGUAACACUUGUGAGAAAAGAUUCUCUGAGCCGGGCACAUUAAAAGUACAUAUGAGAAUCCACACGGGGGAGAAGCCAUACUCAUGUACCACCUGUGGCAGAUGUUUCUGUCGAACAGCAGACUUGAAAAAGCACAUGAGAAUUCACACAGGUGAGAAGCCGUAUGCCUGUAACACUUGUGAGAAAAGAUUCUCUGAGCUGGGUGCAUUAAAAGUGCAUAUGCGAGUCCAUACAGGUGAGAGACCGUACCCAUGUAACAGUUGUGAGAGAAGAUUUUCUGGGACGGGUGCAUUAAAAGUACAUAUGAGAAUCCACACUGGUGAGAAACCAUACCCAUGCAACAUCUGUGGGAAAAGAUUUAGUGACAGGACAUCUGUGAAAAGGCAUAUGAGAACACACACAGGGGAGAAGGGUAUAGUUGCAGAACUAGUAGGAGAGAAUUCAGUCGUAGAAAUAAAUUGAAGAUGAGAACACACGCAAAAAAGUGGAUGUAAUACUGGAAAAGGCACAUUUAAUUCAGAUGAUACAUUUCAUUCACAGUCUACAUGAGAAUAACCUACUGCUACACAUAAAAGAUUGUCAUGCGCCUGAAUCGGAAAACCAUAUGAAUGUGAAUAUGAAUAUGCCUUUAUUAUCAUUGUAUAAGUACAGUAGUACAACGAAAUUGCAGGGGGCUCAUCACAGUGGCAUAGCAACAUACACACAGAAUAAAAAAAAAUUGAUAUAACAAUAUGAUAUAAACAUUACAUUAGUACCUACUAUAG
This is a messenger RNA of Scomber japonicus (chub mackerel), 1665 nucleotides long. RefSeq names its product zinc finger protein 391-like. The transcript has 2 exons. The record is from RefSeq and is a predicted model, not a curated record. Gene Ontology annotation, molecular function: DNA-binding transcription factor activity, RNA polymerase II-specific; RNA polymerase II cis-regulatory region sequence-specific DNA binding. NCBI's taxonomy places the organism in Eukaryota, Metazoa, Chordata, Actinopteri, Scombriformes, Scombridae. Gene Ontology annotation, biological process: regulation of transcription by RNA polymerase II. Bases 50 to 1363 code for a protein of 437 amino acids.